This is a messenger RNA of Phaedon cochleariae (mustard beetle), 2662 nucleotides long. Lineage: Eukaryota; Metazoa; Arthropoda; Insecta; Coleoptera; Chrysomelidae. The record is from the annotation of a GenBank genome assembly.
CUCUUACCUCAUGGUACAUAACCAUUAAGCCAAAUGUCAUUUGAUCAGGUUAGGUUUCGUGUUUGAGGUUAUGAUCAAGAACAACUGUUGUUUAACAACAUAACAACUUUAUUUUGAAAGUCUGGCUUUGGGUCCCUCGGCCCUCCUUGCCUUCUUCCAAGAUUUUAUUAGAGAGACUGAGAAAUCAUAUGUUGAUCCGAAAUGGAACAGAAACCCAAAAUUGAUCCUGGUUGGAAUGAUCCACCAAUGCUCAAUUACACAGCUAUGAACCCACCACCAAAAACACGAAUAACUAAUAAAAGGGUAGCUUUUCCAAUCAGUGAUGGUAAUUCUACAAUCAAAUCAAAUUUAUUGUCUUCAAGUUCACCACCCAGCAUGCCACCAUUGGCCACCUUACCAACAAGCAUCUUACAUUCUGAAACUACUAAAGAGAAUAUUUGCAAGUUUCUAAAAAAUGAAGAGGCCAAGCAAAAUUUCUCUGAAAUUUGGGAAACUGGAAAAUUUUCUGAGGAGUGUAAAUGUGAUAUUGAAUCUUUAGCUAGAGCUAUGAUUGAACAAGAUUUAGUUACUGUGAGAAAUAUAAAAGACAAACUCAUUUUGCAGUCUAAUGAUUUGUGUGGACAGUGGUUGAAUGAUAUUAAUUUGUGAUUCUUUUAUUGCUUUUCAUAAAAAAUUUGCUUUUAAUAUUAGACCAAACUGCAGAAAUCUUAUCCAAAGAUGUUAUCUUCAUUUAAAAAACUGUGGGAAUCUUUGGCAUUGUAGCUAUGAGAAAUAUGAAUUGAAACUGGGCUGGUCCUCUUUGUUAAAUAAAACAGAUUUCAGGUUAAAGAUGUUUAUAUUGUGAUUUAUUGUUCAUUAAAAAUUUUUACAAAUGUUGUGCCCUCUUAUUUUAGCAAUUGAAAACAACAACUUGUUCAUAAUUAUUGCUUUGUGUUAUAUUUGUUCAACUAUGUGAGUCAUGAUAUAUAUAUAUAUGUCAGUGCCAGGAUUGAUCACAAGAGGUAUUCAUAACUAAACAUGCUUGAUUUCAUAUAUUAGAAUUUGUCCUAUAUGGCCUAAACAAAAUCAUACAAAAUUAAGCAGAGUUUUUGUUUUCCUAUGAUGAGUCAUCUUUAACAAUUAAGUAAAAACUAUAUUUCAUUCAGGUCCCUAAAGUACCUUCUAUAUUUAUAAUACAGAAGAGUUUGAAGUUGAAAAUUUUCAGUUGAAUAUAAGUGUUCAAAUAUUCUUGUCUUAUGAAUUGAACCGAUUUCUCCCCCAAAUUUUGGAGCCAUCAGCAUUAAUAUUAUUACUAUCACAAUUCGAAAUUUGCUCUUAUAUUGCUGAAAAAUCAAGAUAAUUUUUUACAGUUAAUUAUUUAUCUAUUCAGUGAUCUCUACAAAUGCUCAUAGAUUCAAGAAUCUUCACAUUUAUUUUUGCAGAGGGAGAAUCUAGUAAAUAUUUUUAACUUUAAAGGAGUACAGUUUCUAUAUUAAUUAUUCAUCAGCACUUUAUCAAGUCAGUAAUUUCACAUAUGAUUUGGGUUAAUGAACGCUGGUAUUGAAUUCAUCAGAGCAGGUCAUUUUAAAUAAGUCAAUCAUGACAUGUUGACUGUACAUACAACAUUAAUACAAAUAAGAUAUUUGUCAACAGUAUCAAUAUCACAUAGUAUUUAGAAUUUCUUUAGAAGAGAGGUGCACUUGUGUAAGAAAUUUAGCAUAUUAGCGAUAAUAUCGUGCCUUUGAUUCAUUUUGAUACAAAUUAGGGUGUCUAAUAAAUUGGUGUUUGAUGUUUUUGCUAUCCUAAAUUUACACCUUAAUGCAACUUUGAUAUGGUCCAAUUUCAUAAUUCCUGCUCCAACUCUUCAUCUUACAAGUUUAAAUGUUGUCAUGAAUAUGGCAAAGAAAUACACAACUAUUAGAACAUAUAAAAGAUUUCUUGAUUUCUUGCUUCUCGGAGAAGGAACGUGAAUUAUGUAUGUAUGUGAAAAAUGUAUAUGGAGUAUCCAACGAGAACAAAACAGACUGAAUAGCUUCCGGAAGAAUGUUUAUUUGGAAUAACCCUGAAAUAGGUUGAUUUUCAAUUCAUGGACGACGCCUGUUUAUCUGACCACAACUGUCCUAUAUCAUUCUCUUUCCCUCCAUUUGGCUGACCCUAAGAAUUUGAAAUAUUGAAUAGGAAAAGUACCAUCUAUGGCACAAAAAAAAGUUGAAGAAAUCGGUAAUAUGAGUGAGGUUCCCCUCAUUCUCAUUUUACCGGAAGUCUGUUUAGUUUUCGUUAGCCCACUCUAGAUGUUGGUGGUCCUGGAAUAUACAUUGUUCUUAGAAAUAGCACAUUUUCUAAAAAAAUCAUUUUCAGACUUCCCUAACUCCUGAAAUCUGAAUCAUUUAUCAAACUAUCACACUACGUCUAUUUGAUUUUUGAUCAGGAGCAUACUGUUCCAAGUCUUCUGGCUGAGCAUUUAGUGCGGAAUAAUCGAUUGGAAACAUGAUCAAUGACAUGGAGCUUGGAGGGGCACCCAGAAUGUGAUGGCCUGGACCGUUCGGAUUUCUGCUUAUGAGGUAGUUCGAGAAACACAAACGGACUUCACACCAGCCUGCUCCAGGACACUAGGACAUACCAGGAACCAGGGCCACACCAUUGCCAGGACCAGGACACAUCAGGUCAGGACCCUACUGUCCAG